Messenger RNA from Bipolaris zeicola 26-R-13, 1902 nucleotides. RefSeq lists its product as uncharacterized. Gene Ontology annotation, biological process: fatty acid elongation, polyunsaturated fatty acid; fatty acid elongation, saturated fatty acid; very long-chain fatty acid biosynthetic process. Gene Ontology annotation, molecular function: fatty acid elongase activity. The record is from RefSeq and is a predicted model, not a curated record. NCBI's taxonomy places the organism in Eukaryota, Fungi, Ascomycota, Dothideomycetes, Pleosporales, Pleosporaceae. Bases 1 to 1902 code for a protein of 633 amino acids. Gene Ontology annotation, cellular component: endoplasmic reticulum membrane. The transcript is spliced from 2 exons.
AUGUCUGGCGCAGGUCCUUCUCUGCACCCCGGCGACUGGCCGUCGAGGGCUGUCUUCCAAUUCCCUCCCGAUGCCGCGCCCUCGCCCAUCCCACCUCCGUGGACCGGCGAGGCGACGUUUGCAAACCCAUUCCCUAUUCCUGAGGACAUCUACCAGGGCGCUUUGUCCUACAAGGUCCCGCUGACCAUUGCCUCUGUCUACUUUGUCACCGUCACCUACGUCAACUGGUACAACCGCCAGCAUGGAAACAAGCCGUGGAGGAUCGCCAAAACCCGACCCUUCUUCGCGUUCGUCAUCUUCCACAACGUCUUCCUGGCUGUCUACUCGGCCAUUACCUGCGUCGCCAUGAUCCGCUGCCUCAAGCGCUCCUUCCCUCACUACAGCGAGCCCAACGCCGUUGUUGGCACCAUUGACGCCCUCUGCAAGAUCCACGGCCCCCGCGGACUUGGCGAUGCCGUCACCUUCAACAACACCAACGACUCUUGGAGCAGCCUCAACCCAAACAUUGCCCUGGCAGCCAGCGGUCUUCCCGACAGCUCCGACCUUGGCAGGAUCUGGAAUGAGGGACUUGCUUUCUGGGGCUGGUGGUUCUACCUCUCCAAGUUCUACGAGGUUCUCGACACGGCCAUUAUCCUCGCAAAGGGCAAGCGAAGCACAACCCUCCAAAAGUACCACCACGCCGGUGCCAUGCUGUCCAUGUGGGCUGGUAUGCGCUUCAUGUCCCCACCCAUCUGGAUGUUUGCUCUGGUCAACUCUGGAAUCCACGCUAUGAUGUACACCUACUACACCGUAUCAGCCCUCGGCUACCGCGUCCCCAAUGUCGUCAAGCGAACCCUCACUACAAUGCAAAUUACCCAAUUCCUCGUCGGUUCCGCCUUCGCCGCUGUUCACCUCUUCAUUUCCUACACCGUCCCCGUCUCGGUCGCAUACAAGGUUGCUGAGAAGGUUGCCCAGAAGGCUACUCCUGAGGCGGUCGCGUCUACAGUCUCUUCUGCAGUCGCCUCUGCCACUGAGUCUGUUGCCGAGGCCUUGCCUACCGUGACUGGCGUUGCCGUUGCUUUCCUCAGGAAGCUCAUUUACCGCGCAGCUGGUGACGAGGGUCUUGCGGAGAACAUUCCCGUCCCUGGACACCCCGUCCCAGUCCGCCAGCAACAGCCACUACAAGAUGCGGCCGCUGCGGUGCCUACUCCUCUGCACAACGCAGUACACAACUUGCUCCACCCUCACGAGACUAUCGAGAAGACCUUCUACCGCACCGAGUACCAGACUGUUCCUUGUGUCGAUACCUCCGGCCAGGCUUUCGCCAUCUACGUCAAUCUGAUUUACCUCGCCCCUCUCACCUUCCUCUUUAUGCGAUUCUUCUUCAAGUCCUACCUCCGUCGCUCGUCCCCCAACACCAAGCGCUCGAAGCCCCGCACCAUUUCCGACGCAGCUGGCGAUGCUAGCCGCAAGGUAGAGCGCGAACUCGACUCUCUGGACAAGUCAGCCGAAGAUGCCAUCUCCUCGGGAGUGAACAUUGCUAGGGAUGCUGUUCGUGGAAGGCGACCAGUCAAUGGCAAGGUCAAGGACGAGAGGCAAGGUAGCAUGAGCCCAGCCAACCAAAAGUUCUUGGACAAUGUCAGCCGCAGAGUCAGCCAGAAGCUACAUGAGCUUGACGAGGGUAGCGAGGCUUCUGCCCAAAAGGCAAAGCAGAUUGCGAGGGAGGUUGUUGCCAAGGCCGAGCAGGCUGGCCACAAGGUCGACCAGGCAUACGAAGACAACGAAGAGGAUGUGGCUGAGAAGUCAAAGAUCAACGGCAACCAUCAAAACGGCCCAACGGAUGCCGAAGUCGCAAAGCCCGAGUCUGAGCCCGAGCCAAAGGACAUUAACAACACGUUGAAGAAGGGCGAUGGGCUGUUCUAG